This is a messenger RNA of Porites lobata, 4789 nucleotides long. The record is from the annotation of a GenBank genome assembly. Lineage: Eukaryota; Metazoa; Cnidaria; Anthozoa; Scleractinia; Poritidae.
AUUUUGUUCACAAUAAACUGUUUUAAAGUCACAUGAAACUCAUACUUGCAUACAGGUCUUUGCGUGAAUAGCUAGACUGCGUGGGCUGGGAAAGACACUUGACUGAGUGUCACAAUCGAUCGUCGGUGGCAUUAUAAAUACGUGAGGUCACACCACGAAACUUUUAAUGAGUUCUGGGGGUAGCCUGAAGAAGAUGGAGCUCUGCAAAAUGUAUCAUCUUUGUAUUUUAGUCGCCUUGUCUUUAUCAGUGGCUGUUGCAAAUCGAGCUAUUAAACCUCCUCAUAUUCUGCUCGUGGUAGCUGAUGAUCUUGGCUGGAGUGACGUUGGAUUUCAUGGUUCAAAAAUCCAAACGCCGAACAUUGACCAGCUUGCCUCAGAAGGAGUCAUUCUUGACAACUACUAUGUUAUGCCGAUUUGUACGCCGACGAGAAGUGCACUCUUAACGGGAAUGUACCCAAUUCACACUGGUGAGUUGCCUUUCGUUUCAUUAAAGAUAUUAACCCUAAACAAAGUUCACGCUAGCCGAGAUUGAUGAUAUACAUAAUUGCUGUAGUAGUAGACUUUCUACUAUAAAAGCGAAGAAAAUCAGUGACGAAGCCCUACAAGCCAGAUGCUUUGGCUGCACUUAAUUCGAGAAAUCACCUAUGCGACGUCACGAAAAGGGUCCUCGCUCAUUAAGGGAGGGAAGAAAACAAAUUUUAGGGGAGGAGGGGGUGGAAAAUCUCAGUUAACCGUUAGAUUUUAAUCUAUUUAUCAGAUUUAUCAACGAAGAGGACAAAUUAUUUUUUAAACCGCCUAAAAGUACGUUAGAUCUCAGACAUCAGCUACUAGUUAAGACUCGCAGAGAGCUAAUGCAUUGCCAGACAAACUACACCCUUACUUAUAUUUCUACCAGUGAUAAAGAGGGGGUAUGCAAAUGAGCCAUCAAAUUUUGUGUUGAAAAGGAACGAGGACACACAUCAAGACGCAACAUUUUUGGGUGGAAGUGUUAAGACCCCUCCACGUUUUCUUUUUCUUAAUGAAACCAUAACAGAAUGUAGCCUUUGCCCUUUUAAUACCAUCAGUUUAUAUCAUGCAUCAUUAUUUCUUUCAAAGGCUUGCAGCACUUAGUUCUCUUUCCAUCGAGUCCUUAUGGAUUGUCGACUAACUUUACCACUUUACCUCAGAAGCUCAAAGAAUCAGGUAUUUUAUUAAAUCAUAGGCUCUAGUUCAUAAUAAAAAUGAACGAUGUCAGGCUGGCAUCAAUCUCUGUUUUAGUUUGUAACAUCAUCUUUCUACCGCGAGACGGAAUGUUCGCCUAAUUAAUUAACUAUUUAAAGGACAAGUUUACUCCAUUUUUUUUCUGGUCACAGAUAAACCUUACCAGUUGGCAUUGUUUUUAGUUACUGGCCUUUUUCGUUAAAUACGCCUUCAAAGUCGGUAUGAUCAUGCGUGACGUCAUCCCUCCGUCCACGUGAAAUUAACCGAAUGUCAAGUCAGCCAGAAAGUGUGGCACUAUUUCCAUAUAUUUUUUUUGUUAAGCGAUAUCAAUAACUCCCGUCACCUAAGCAUUGAUGACUAUUUCUAUCACCACUACGUACUGUUUACAUUUAUCUUAAUUUUGUUAAAGGUUAUGCCACACACAUGGUUGGUAAAUGGCACCUUGGCUACAACAAGUGGGAGAUUACACCAACAUAUCGUGGUUUUGAUACAUUCUAUGGUUUUUACAAUGGUCAGGAAGACCAUUACUCUCAUAAAGUAUUAGACAUCCUAGACCUUCGAGACAACGAGGAGCCAGUGAGGGACCUGGAUGGAACAUUUGGUACAUUUGCUUUUGCGGAGGUAACGUCUGAAGCUUUUCACUGACUUUUUGCGUGCGCAUAAAAGUCGAGGUUGUAUUGACCUUGCAGUCUGUGAGCACUAGCUCCCGAGGAAGGGUGGUGAGGGAGACAUGGGCCUCUCCCUCUUCCCACCCUGUCUGCUCGCUCUUUCUGCUACCUUUCUUGUACGCGAGUGUAUCGAAUACUGAUAAGAUGUUAACUCAAUUAAUGCAUCUAUUUAUCUCUCUAUUUUAAAGAAUAAGAAACGCACUGACCGGUUUUGCGUCUGCUUAGUCUGUUUGUGAAAGUGUAGCACGCUCAAUGUUUUGACAAAUUUUCAUGUUCCUUUUAACAGCGAGCGAAGAAGGUCAUCGAGUCACAUAAUUCUUCCGCUCCCUUGUUUUUGUAUAUGGCAUUCCAAAAUGUCCACAUUCCACUCCAAGUCCCAAAACGGUAUUCCGACAAGUACAGCUUUAUUGAUAAUGAAGAUCGCAGGACUUAUGCUGGUAUGGUGGAUAUUUUGGACGAAGCCGUUGGCAACAUUACACAGGCCAUGAAGGAUGCUGGGUAUGAUAAGUGCUUUGCAUGUAGAGUAAUAUAUGCCGCCGUGUAGGUUGUCUCCCAAUAUAAAUGAAAGGAUAAGAAAAAGUUAUCUAAUAUGCCGUAUCGGAUUGACCCUUUCACUCCAAGAAAUAGUCAAAUUGAGAAUUACAAAUAAAGGGGAAAAAAAGAUAUAAGGUCACGAAUGGUCACGCCAUACCACUGUCUGCAGUUUCAUUUCAAAGUACGUUACCUGCCUCCAUAAAUUGACCAUGGGAGUGACACAUAUGAAAGUGGCUCGUGUUUUCAUCCUUUCUCUAUCACUUAUACCCCAUAAAAUAAGCCAAUCACUGGAGUAUAACAGCUUCCAUAUCUUUACAGUCAUUCAGUUUGAGUUACGCCUUGUAAUUUAACGUUAGUUACUAUUGCUUCUUAGAUUGUGGGAGGACACCCUCAUGGUUUUCACUACUGAUAAUGGAGGAUGGCAUAAUCAUGGUGGAUUCAACUGGCCGCUUCGAGGGGAGAAGACAACUUUAUGGGAGGGAGGGGUUAGAGGGGUAAGUUUUGUCCAUGGAAACAUGCUUGGUAGAAGAGGAGAGAAAUGUGAAGGCCUCAUGCAUGUUACAGACUGGUUUCCAACAUUGGUCAAUAUUGCAGGUAAACACGUGCUUAAAAAUUAGCAAAAAGUUAAACAAAUAGAUAAAUCUGUAAAGAAGUAUCAGACAGUUACUAGUAUUGAUCAUACGAUUGACCAGCGCUUCCAUGAUGUGUUGCUGCUUGUUCUGUGGGGGAGAAAGGGUGGCGCAGCGGUGAGAGCUCUCGCCUCUCACCAAUGUGGCCCGGCUUAGACUCCAGACGUCGAUGCCAUAUGUGGGAACAGUUUGUUGUUGGUUCUCUCUCUUUUGUUCCGAGAGGUUUUUCUGCGGCUACUCCAGUUUUCCCCUCUCCUCAAAAACCGACAUUUCCAAAUUCCAAUUCGACCAGGAUCACGUAGACGAAGAACCACUUAGUGGAUGCGCUACCUCUAAAACGUUAUUCAUUUAACUAUUUAAUUAUUGUUAUUUGUUCUAAGCCGUAUUAUCGAAUAUUUUCAACCGUUUUUCUCUAUAUUCCUACAGGUGGUACUCUUGAUCAAGCACCAACUCCGCUGGAUGGUAUGAAUCUGUGGAAUACCAUUUCCAAUGGCGAUCCGUCACCUAGAAAGGAAAUACUUCUCAAUAUUGAUGUGGAGCCUCAAACGGAAAAUUCGUUUAGAAAAUUAUCGACUGACAUCUACGAAGGGAUUGCUCUGAGGGCAGGAGACAUGAAACUUCUUUUGAGUGUUCCUAAUGCCUCAUGGUAUAAACCCCCGGAGCUCGGUGGAGAUUCAAGUAUGAGGCAAUACACACCCUUUGAUAAAAACGACAGGCUCGGCUGGUUUCAAGAUGGAGCAAAGGUAUUUAGUAGUAAAGAUAUCUUCCUGUACGUCAGGCGGCUUAGACCCCGCCGUAUCCUUCUAAUACAUGUAAGUCGAUUUAGACUGACAAAAGAAAGAAGAUGAGUGGAAGAGAAAAAAAAGUAAAAUGAUUGACACUAUUAUAAUUGUAUCAGAUGCAUCACCGUAACGGCUUAAUCAGUGAAUCAACUCGGCUAUAUACAGAUAUACAGUCCCCAAAAGGUGGAUAAUUCUAUCCACGGGACAAAGGACAAAUCUGUAUCCCCUGAAUAGCGCAAUUGGUAUCCGGUACACUUAUCUGCUGUAAAGUGAUUUAUCCGGUGGGUAGCGCUAUCGAAUGUUUUACAAUCAGGGCCAGAAAUUCAAACAUGACGCCUGGCCUGAUGGCCCGUUGACUCGAAAUAUAUAUAUCGUUUCUUAACCGGGAUUUUAGUAGCCUGAAUUUCAUCCGAUUACUUCGAGUCGUUAUUACUCCCUUAGAGAGGAGAAAAAGCGACUAGAAGCAAUCGGAUGAAUUUCAGGCUAGGAUUUUAACGAAAUUUUAAAGCUUAUAGAAUAUUACAGGUCCAGUUACGCUUACCCGAAACAACAAGCCAUGACAGUCUAUAAGGAAGUAAACCAAAAUGUUAAUUACAAUAUUUACCCUAAUUAGGGAUAAUUAGCAAGACAAUUGGCCUUCAACAUCAAGUUUUGUUGUAACACAUACUAGCAGACCCAGAGCUACUCUUACUUCAGAAACUAUCAAUGAAAUUAAUUAAUUUGUCAGUUCAGGGAAAAAGUUCGAUUUAUUCAUCAGACCACAGGGGGAACUCUGCAAGUUGCACUGUACAACAUAACCGCUGACCCAACGGAACACGACGACCUCAGCGAGAAACUUCCAGACGUGGUAAAGGAAAUGAAAGAACGAGUGCAGGAUUACAUGAAGGGGGUCGUGCCUCCACCCACCAAAACUAAAGACCCUAAAGCUCUUAUAAAAGCAUUGGAGGAAGGCAUUUGGACGCCUUGGCAAGACUAA